AUGGCUUCCAUUGGACAGGUUAUCUUCUGGAGCAUGAUCGUCCUCAUAUUUAUAGUUGGUGGACUUCUCAUCCUUAUAUUGUCCAUCGCAUUUACACGCUCGCAGAGUUCUUUUGUGGAAACCCAUGACCCGUUUCCCGUGGGAAACAUCGGAGAAGACAUCGUGCUGGACUGCAAGUUCCAGCCGUCCACCGCAGAUGUGAAGAGGCUGGACCAGGUGACCAUCACCUGGGAGAAAGACGGGCUGAGCGGGGUGGUGUACCGCUACCAGAACCGGGCCGCUCAGCUGAGGGACCAGAACCCUCAGUUCAGGGGCAGGACGCGGCUCUUCACGGACAGCAUCGCCGCCGGCAACGCCUCCCUGCUGCUGUGGAACGUGGGAAUAAGGGAUGCGGGCAUGUACCGGUGCAGCGUGAGUGCCCCCAGUGGCCGGGGGAGCAUCAGCCUGACUCUCAGAGUCGCUGCGUACUCCUCUCCGAGCUUCACCAGGAAGGAAAACCUCCUAACGGCAGAGGCGCAGAGGUGGUACCCCAAACCCGACGUCACCUGGAAGGACCACAACGGUGACACCCUGAACGGGAGCGCCAGCUUCUUCAACAACUCAGCCGGGAUCCUGAGGGUGGUGACCACACUCGAGGAGCCGGUGCGGGUGGACGACACCUACACCUGCCUGAUCCAGAACCACCUGGUGGUGUCUGUCUCCCAGGCAACGAUCAAGGCAUAA
Messenger RNA from Megalops cyprinoides (Indo-Pacific tarpon), 723 nucleotides. It is a transcript of the gene vtcn1, whose product is annotated as V-set domain containing T cell activation inhibitor 1. The transcript is spliced from 5 exons. NCBI's taxonomy places the organism in Eukaryota, Metazoa, Chordata, Actinopteri, Elopiformes, Megalopidae. The record is from RefSeq and is a predicted model, not a curated record. Bases 1 to 723 code for a protein of 240 amino acids.